UCGACGCGUCUGGCCUUUCCCUUGUGUUUUGCUUCGGGCUUUACUCUGAAUUUCCAUUUCAAUUCUAGCAAUCAUCACUCAGCAACUCUCAAUCCCGAUAUUCGCAAUGUCCGAUUACGAGGAUGAUAUGGACGUGGACGCUCCGUCCAAGAACGCGAUCCAGUUCAGCUCCGAUAACACCAAUUCUAAAUCCAAAAGACCCGCGGCAGAUCUACCAAUUGAGGCUCAAGACAACCUUCCCUGGGUCGAAAAAUACCGACCGAAUACCCUCGACGAUGUCUCUGGACACCAGGAUAUUCUAGCCACGAUCAACAAAUUCGUCGAAGCCAAUCGUCUCCCCCAUCUCCUUCUCUAUGGCCCUCCUGGCACGGGCAAAACAUCCACUAUCCUCGCGCUGGCCAGACGGAUAUAUGGCAGCAAGAACAUGCGACAGAUGGUCUUAGAGCUGAAUGCCAGUGAUGACCGUGGUAUUGAUGUGGUCCGUGAGCAGAUCAAGACAUUUGCCAGCACCAAGCAGAUUUUCUCCAUGGCACCCGCAGCUGCCUCCGGAGGCUCCUCGCUCGCCUCUUUCAAACUCAUUAUUCUCGAUGAAGCCGAUGCCAUGACGGCAACCGCACAGAUGGCACUUCGCCGUAUUAUGGAGCGGUACACCGCCAACACGCGAUUCUGCAUCAUUGCCAACUAUACGCACAAACUUUCCCCGGCUCUUCUUUCACGUUGUACCCGAUUCCGAUUCAGUCCAUUAAAAGAGCGAGACAUCCGAGUCUUGGUGGAUCAGGUGAUUGAGAAGGAGCAGAUCAAGAUUCAGCCCGAAGCGGUAGACAGCCUGGUCACGCUGAGCAAGGGUGACAUGCGACGUGCCUUGAAUGUCCUUCAAGCUUGCCAUGCGAGCAGUAUACCCCUUCCCAUGAAGGACGCCCCUCAGGACCAGCCCCGUCCGGAGCCAGAGACGAUUACGAAUGAAACGAUUUACGACUGCAUUGCCGCGCCCCAUCCCGCUGAUAUCGAAGAGAUCAUGCGAACACUUCUUAACACGAGUGAUAUUACCUCAUGUCUCAACACGAUCAAUACGAUUAAGACCAAUAAGGGUUUGGCUCUGGCGGAUAUCUUGUCUGCGUUGGGCGACCAGCUGCAACGGGUAGAAGUCCCCGCACAAACCAGGAUUACCUGGCUGGAAGGGCUGGCGGAGAUAGAAUGGAGGCUAGCGGGAGGAGGUUCUGAGACAAUGCAGACAGGCGGACUGGUGGGUGUUGUACGAAAUGGCUGUGAGCUGAUGGACCGGUAGUCAGUCGUCCAGCACCACCAUAAGAAGAAUCCACGAUGAUCAAAUCAUUC
Molecule: messenger RNA, 1335 nt
Organism: Aspergillus brunneoviolaceus CBS 621.78
Lineage: Eukaryota; Fungi; Ascomycota; Eurotiomycetes; Eurotiales; Aspergillaceae
Product: replication factor C subunit 3
Exons: 5
Coding region: 107-1285 (392 amino acids)
Biological process (GO): DNA-templated DNA replication; DNA repair
Cellular component (GO): nucleus; DNA replication factor C complex; Ctf18 RFC-like complex
Molecular function (GO): ATP hydrolysis activity; DNA clamp loader activity; DNA binding
Source: RefSeq, a predicted model, not a curated record